CCUUAUGCAGAGUCGCCUAGUCAGCUCUACCAGUAUGGAUUUGAUCUGCAGUUUGUAUUUGUCCGACUUGGUUUCAUUGUUUGUUGUAGUUUUUCAUGUAAAAGGGACGUGAAGUCAAAAUCAUGUAAACAUCCAAUUAAUUUGUCUUCAUAUUUUUUAUAUAUUCGUUUUGUAGCGGUAUUAGUAAUGUGUUCCUGGUGCUAAUAAUGUUUAAAUACGUCAAAAAAGAAAUCAGGAAAAUGGGCACGUUUUCUUCAGUCUCCAAUCCCCUCAUUAGUGUUUUGCUGUGCACAAGUGUUAUAGUUGGUGAUCCAGUGCUCGGAAAAGUGUCACAAUUUAACUUUGAUUUUAGACAUCCGUUCGAGCUAAGAAAAUCACUUCCUUCUUCUCCACGUCCCGAAAUAAUAUUCACUUCUGGGAAUAGCUCAUUAGUUUCUGCAAGUAACAUAAAUCCCGUGGGAUUCGACUUUUCUAAACUCUUCCGCUCAUCCCAGAAACAACCUCGCUCUCAAACUUACCAUUCCGACGAAAAAAAUGUGAUACCUUUAGCAUGGGUAAAUCUACCCUUGUUUGAUACUCCCGUGUUCAGUCCCCAGUUUACACUGCCACAACCAAUCGCCAGAAAUGUACAAAAUAAAUCAUCAAUUAUUGCAUCGCAAAGUUCUAAAGAGGAGAAUUCGCCCUAUGAUAAUCAGAGUGAAAGCAGAAGAAGGUCGUCGUCCAGAGUCAUCAAGAGCGAUUGGGACGGAAGGAGCAGUAGUGAGAUUUUUGCAUCGGAGCAAAAUAUGAGACGUGAAGAUGCGAGUAAAAUUAUUGUUCCUCAAUCUCAACACGUCUCAACUUCCCCACCACCACCUCCGCCUCAUAACUCAUUUGAGAGAAGAAUACAGCUUUCCAACAGGGGAAACAAUAAGCAGGAAAAUGUUCUGACAAGCCAACCACCACCGAUCGAUGUUAUGCAACGACAAGACCCUCUUGGAAAUAGCGAUAGGCUACCAGUCAUUACGGAUCAUUCUUUCGCAGAGUCUAAAAUGCAAGAGUCGAGAAGUCCUAGUGGCAGCAGUAAUUUGAAAGUUGAGACAAGUACGACACUUGCACCGAUUGUUAUGCGGAUUGAGCAACGCCAACAACCAGUUGCACAAAAACCCAUUAUUAAAGUUGCCUCAGCAGCCCAACGCUUAUCUGGGCCAUCGUCAGUGGUCGAGAGUCAUUACCAGGACACCAAUUCCAACUACCGAUACGGCUACACAGUUUCAAAUGCAGAGACGAUGGAUGUGAAAGCCCAUUCUGAAAGCAGAGAAGGUCAGAUAACCUUAGGCGAAUUUUCUGUUUUAGAACCAGACGGUUAUACUCGGAUUGUCAAGUACACAGCAGACUCGUCUGGUUUUAGGGCUUCUGUGAAAAGGGUGAAAGUUUAAGUGAGUGAGAAAUUCAAUUUUAAACAUUAUUUAAAUUUUUUAUUAACUGUGAUGUUUUAUAAUUAUUUAAUAAACUUGUGGCCACUAUCUUAUACUUUUUA
Messenger RNA from Folsomia candida, 1519 nucleotides. RefSeq lists its product as uncharacterized. Bases 207 to 1418 code for a protein of 403 amino acids. Lineage: Eukaryota; Metazoa; Arthropoda; Collembola; Entomobryomorpha; Isotomidae. The record is from RefSeq and is a predicted model, not a curated record. The transcript is spliced from 3 exons. Gene Ontology annotation, cellular component: extracellular matrix.